This is a messenger RNA of Tarenaya hassleriana, 2467 nucleotides long. Its product is annotated as ABC transporter B family member 26, chloroplastic. Gene Ontology annotation, biological process: transmembrane transport. Lineage: Eukaryota; Viridiplantae; Streptophyta; Magnoliopsida; Brassicales; Cleomaceae. The transcript is spliced from 18 exons. Gene Ontology annotation, molecular function: ABC-type transporter activity; ATP hydrolysis activity; ATP binding. The record is from RefSeq and is a predicted model, not a curated record. The coding region runs from base 104 to 2215 and encodes 703 amino acids. Gene Ontology annotation, cellular component: membrane.
CGUUUGAAACGGCGACGUUUCUCUUCCUUUGUCUGCUUCAUAAUUCAUAUGAACCGGGAAGCUCGAAGCUUCAAUCUUCCUCCGCCGAUCUCGACGAGCUUUCAUGGCUCUGCAAGUCCUCGGCUGCACGAGCCACCCUAUCCGCUUUGCGCUUCACCGCGUUGAACGACGGCGUUACGCUGUCACCGCCGGCGACGUUAGAAGGAAAAAUCUCCGAUUUGCCGGAAAACCAGAAUUCUCGCUCUCCCUCCGACGUAAAGCUAAGCAUGUUCGGUUGCCUUCGCUUAAUUGCUCGUCGGUGAAUGGAGUCGCAGUGGAAAAGUCGGAAUAUUACGAGGGAGGAGGAGAAAAGGCCGCCUUUCCCGAGAAAAUCCGGCAAUGUAUCGAUUUCAUACGGACGAUAUUGCCAGGCGGAAGUUGGUGGAGUUUCUCCGACGAGGUAGAGACUAAGUUCAUGGCGAAACCGGUGACUGUAUGGCGGGCGCUUAGCCGCAUGUGGGAACUGGUGGCUAAGGAUCGGUGGGUUAUCUUCGCCGCAUUCUCGACUCUUAUUAUUGCUGCGCUCUCAGAGAUAUCCAUUCCACACUUUCUGACAGCUUCGAUAUUCUCGGCACAAAGUGGUGAUAUUCCUGUGUUUCAUAGAAAUGUGCGGCUCUUGGUUCUGCUUUGUGUUACUUCAGGAAUUUGCAGUGGCAUAAGGGGAUGCUUCUUUGGCAUUGCAAACAUGAUACUAGUGAAACGGAUGAGGGAGACGUUAUAUUCUACUCUUCUCCUUCAGGAUAUAUCAUUUUUCGACUCUGGAACUGUUGGUGACUUGACAAGCAGACUUGGAUCGGAUUGUCAGCAAGUCUCAAGGGUCAUUGGGAAUGAUCUUAACUUGAUAUUUCGCAAUGUGCUUCAGGGUGGUGGUGCAUUGAUCUACUUGAUGAUCUUGUCUUGGCCUCUUGGGCUGUGCACAUUGGCAAUAUGCUCUACUUUGGCAACAAUUAUGUUCAUCUAUGGGAUGUACCAGAAGAAGACAGCAAAGCUAGUUCAAGAGAUCACAGCUUCUGCAAAUGAAGUGGCUCAAGAGACAUUCUCUUUGAUGAGAACUGUGCGUGUCUAUGGGACAGAGAAGCAAGAACUUAAAAGGUACAAUCAUUGGCUUGAAAAAUUGGCGGCUAUAAGCUUGAGACAAAGUGCUGCGUAUGGGAUUUGGAACUGGAGCUUCAACACUCUUUAUCACUCAACUCAGAUUAUCGCUGUCCUGAUUGGAGGAAUGUUUAUCUUAGCCGGUCGUAUAACAGCAGAGCAACUGACGAAGUUUAUAUUAUAUAGUGAAUGGUUAAUAUAUUCUACAUGGUGGGUGGGAGAUAAUAUAUCAUCUUUGAUGCAAUCAGUCGGAGCCAGUGAAAAAGUCUUCCAAAUGAUGGAUCUCAAGUCCAGUGACCAAUUCAUAUCAAAAGGAACAAAAUUGCAGAGGCUAACAGGACAUAUCGAUUUUGUCAAUGUCUCUUUCUGCUAUCCUUCAAGAGCAGAGGUGUCCGUGCUUCAAAAUGUGAGCAUUUCUGUGCAUCCUGGUGAAGUGGUGGCACUCGUUGGUCUGAGUGGUAGUGGCAAGAGCACCCUGGUUAAUCUUUUGCUACGGCUCUAUGAACCAACAACCGGUCAGAUUCUAAUCGAUGGGGUUCCUUGUCAAGAGUUGGAUGUCAAAUGGCUGAGGGAGCGAAUUGGAUAUGUGGGACAGGAACCAAAACUCUUCCGCACAGACAUCAGUUCCAACAUCAGGUACGGAUGUAGUAGAAAUGUAACUCAAGAAGAUGUAGUAUGGGCGGCAAAGCAGGCAUAUGCACAUGACUUCAUCUCAGCACUUCCCAAUGGGUACAACACAGUGGUUGAUGAUGAUCUACUCAGCGGAGGACAGAAACAGCGGAUUGCAAUUGCCCGGGCUACCCUCCGAGAUCCCAGAAUUCUUAUCCUCGAUGAAGCAACCAGUGCACUUGAUGCAGAGAGCGAACACAACGUCAAGGGAGUUCUCCGUGCUCUUGGUAGCGAUUCAGCGACAAAGAGAAGCGUCAUAGUGAUAGCACACAGACUGUCGACGAUUCAGGCUGCAGAUAGGAUAGUAGCGAUGGACGGUGGGCGAGUGGUUGAGAUGGGGAGUCACAAAGAGCUAUUGCUUAAAGAUGGAUUGUACUCGAGAUUGACAAAGAGACAAGUCGACACUGUCGUAUAAACCGGGUUCUAUUGCUUUAAAGGCAAUAUAGAUGUCCAUGAAUCUGUAUCAUACGGAACAUGCCGAGCUCUGGUCGUGACUAUGUGUUAUUUGAAUGGUCAUGACUUUUGAUGCAAGUGUAUAUAGAUGUUACCCAUACAUCUAUUGUAAGCUUACCAUUUGUCCUCCAUAUACAACAACACUUCCAUGUAGUUCUUGGAUUCUGUGACGAUUCUAAAAUAGUUCAAUGCAAAACAUACAACGUUUGACUUU